AUUUCCACCUUUUGUCUAUUCCAUUUGCACAACAGCAUGUGAAAUUUAUUGACAAUCAGUGUUGCUUCCUAAGUGGACAGUUUGAUUUCACAGAAGUGUGAUUGACUUGGAGUUACAUUGUGUUGUUUAAGUGUUCCCUUUAUUUUUUUGAGCAGUGUAUAAAGAAAGGCAAAGCAGAGACAAUUUAGUAAAUAGUGGAGGAAUAAGAGGAGUUGGGGAAGGAGACGGGAAGUGAAAACAUUCCAGCCAGAGAGGGAAGCAGAAGAUAAAUCAGGAGAGAAGGUGUGGCCAAUCCAGGCCCACUAAUCCCAAGUGAUCUAGUUCAGCCCCAUUCUCCGCCUCUCGCUAUCAGAUUAGAAGUGUGGGCCAGAAUAAAAAUAAAGGCACCGUAAAGGCAUCUCUCUGUCUCUCUUUAGACGACUCCUCAAACAAGAACAAACACUUGACAAACAUAAAACAUACACCCCUGGCACAAACACGCUUUUGGGUUUCCUCUCUGGAUUAUUUGGGGUGAGGAAUUGUAACAUGGACAGAUCUCCGACCAUACACAUAGCUGUGCUGAAGUCAGGCUGGCUCUGGAGACAGACAUCCAUCUUAAAGCGGUGGAAGCUGAAUUGGUGUGACCUGUGGAUCGAUGGGAGCCUGGUCUUCUACAAGACGGACAGCAGGCGAGAAUUUGAGCACCGAGUGGGUCUCAAGACCAGCUGUGUGAGCGUCAAGUCUGGCCUGGAGAGUGCAGGUCUCUCUCCCCCAGAGAACCACCCAAGUGAGAACAUGGUGGUGGUGCAGCUUAGAGAUGGCUCCACUGUGAUCCUGUGUGCCAACAGUGAGGACGAGGCACUAGCAUGGAAGUUGACAAUUAUAGAGGCGAGACGAAACCCAUUCCCGUAUGACCCAUACGACGACUCGUACCAGUCCGUCCCAAUGGACGGCAACAACACCAUCUACCUCACCCCUGGAUCAGGUACGCACCACAUACUGAUCCAGAGAGACCCAUACGACGGCAUAGGACAGCAGGUGGCACUGGGGCUACUGGCGGGCAUGGCGGCGGGUGCUGCCAUGCGCUCCUUCCUCUGGAUGCCCUUGUUCUUCUGUUGAUAGAGAAGGUCUCUGAUCUGGACCAGGCUGCUUGCUUGGCGCCCUCCCCCAGUGCGCUAGCUCCAUGAGCAGGGAGGCACGGUUGGGAAAUGCCCAGGCUGCUGUAGGCCUCAUUCCUACAAGUCUUAUUAUUGUAUUUCACACACUAUUUUUUUCCUGUUGCAGAAUAAUAGUGCACGAAUGUGUGUGUGUGUUUUAAGUUUUAAUGUCCCAUGCACACGUACAGUGAAAUGCAUUUUUGGAAGCUCUAACCACAACAAUGCAGUAAUCAAUAACAAUGUAAUACUAAAAAUAACAACGUAUAACAAAAACACACAAGAUAUAAAAAUAAGAAGAACCCGAUAAAGUAAGUAAGCAUACAAUAUCAGGGUCAUUGUGUUUGUGUGAGCGUGCUUGCAUGUGUGAGUGUGUGUUGGCAAAUUGUUUUACAGAACAGGUUGAUGGUAACAUAAAUAUGUCCUUUAUAACAUAUGCUGUGUGAACUCAACCUAUUUAGUAGAAAUGCAUAUGAAACGUAUACGGUAUGCAACAUACAGGAUGUAUGAAAAACAACAUCCAGAUGCGCAUAUUCAGCUGCCUGAGGUUAAUGAACCCCCCCCCCCCCCCCCCCCACACACACACACACAGAGAACCAUUGACUGCAAUUAUUUUUAAAUAAAAAAAUUGAGGUCCAAAAAUGUAUCACUUUAAUUAACCUUAGAUCCUGUAUUAAAGCUCAUGUACAGAAUGUAAUUCACUAUGAGUACAAUGCUGCUGUUGUUGUCAUAUUUAAUAUAAGUUUUCAAAGCCAUGGAUAUGAGAAUUAAUAUUCAAUGACAGUAGAAACCUGUCUGGAGAUGGUGUUCCAUGACAGACCACAGUCCUUCAUAUCCGUCUCCACUGUUCACCUACAUGUCUCUUUGGGGCACCCACACUUUCUUUCUAUAAUAUAAGAGAUAGACAAAUAUGUAUUCAAUAUGUAUAAUGUAUUACACAUCAGUAGUAGCCUACACACUAGUCACUCACAAUCUACGUUGAUGUCAUUUUUCUCCAAAAUAAUAUUCACAUGAUGGUGAAUUUCAGAGAAGCACACCAUUAGAGAGACAGAGCUCAUGAAACUAACCCAUCUCCUACCAACUCACAGUUAGUCUACAUUCAGGGGUGAAAUUGAUGGGGAAUGACUGGGAACUGAGUUAGUCUACAUUCAGGGGUGAAAUUGAUGGGGAAUGACUGGGAACUGAGUUCCCAAAUGAAACUAAUUUUAACAUCUAAACAUUUCUUUAAAAAUGAAUUCACACUGACACAGAGGGAUUAAAAAUCAUUUAAAAAACCUGCUUGUUCAUGUGGUUUUUAGCAUCGAUUCAUAAACCAAGAAUCUGAGUCUGACCCUUCCACAUCGAUGCCUUCCCAGUUCUCACCAUAAAAAAAGAAACCUUCCUACAAAAUCAAGGGUUGUUUUCCGUUGUUUGAAAUGACAUUCUCCUUAGUAACACUGUUAUUCAAACUGGUUAAUCAUAAUGGGAAGGCUGUUGUAAAGUAGGGCUACAGUAAGCGAAAUUAUGCACUAUAGAAAUUAUAAUAAAUGACAAUCUCUAAAUGAUAAGAUUACAUAUUUAGUCAUUUUUUUCAAUGAAGCUCUCAAAUCAUGACUAAAGAAAACCCUUGAUUUUGCACCUUAAAUAAUCGUUGAUAUUCCCUUUUGACGAUCAAUUGGCAUCCAAUUAUGGUUUCAAAGAUUUCAUGGUAGGAUAUACUGACAUGUUUCUCUACAUGGAUUACAAUAUUAUUAAGGUUUAAAUGAAUGAAAACAACCCCUGAAUUUAAGAGGCUAUAUGGAACUUUUGCCUCUGGCGUGCUCUUGAGCCAAAAGGGGUCCCAAAUCGACAGAAAUGUUCCAGAAAAAAAUGUAUAGGCCUUAAUGACACUCAGAGGGAACCAUUAGCCUAUAGCCUUGCUGUAAUGUUAUGCCAUAUGAAGAAAAAAAUCACAUUUUGCUUUCUUUUACCACUUUCCCAGAUUGUGUGAUGCGGUGUUGGUUGUUUUGAAGAUCUUGUAUUUUCUUAAGAAAUUGUCACUAAACUGCCAUAUUUUCAUACACAAGCCGCGGCAUAGGCCUGCCUAGCUGAGAUACCCCUAACUUUGUUCUCUUACACCGACAUGGAGGCGGAGUUGUUUUUGAUGGCGAUUUGAUAGCUACAACAUUGUGUCACCAUCACUCAAUACUUGUAAAAAUUGUGAAAACGCUUUACCUUUACCUAUGCUAGUACUGUACAACCGCGGUGCUUCCGCGUGUUGGUGAAAUUCAUACAUUUAA
Molecule: messenger RNA, 3391 nt
Organism: Salvelinus fontinalis (brook trout)
Lineage: Eukaryota; Metazoa; Chordata; Actinopteri; Salmoniformes; Salmonidae
Product: pleckstrin homology domain-containing family B member 1-like
Exons: 6
Coding region: 526-1098 (190 amino acids)
Biological process (GO): regulation of cell differentiation
Cellular component (GO): membrane
Source: RefSeq, a predicted model, not a curated record